AUGAACCCACGCCUGAUUGUCGCUGCUGCAAACAAAGACGACAUCAGGCUUGCAGUAAAGUAUGCUCGCGAGCAGAAGAUUGCCUUGGCGGUCCGCACUGGUGGCCAUCAAUACUCUGGAGCCUCAUCUACAGCUGCACCGAACAUCCUUCUCGAUUUAGCCAAUACCUUUACGGGCCCCGGGGACUUGGUCUAUCUCCCGAAGAAGACCCCGGACGACGGUCGAUCCUUCGUCUACACCUCGGUUAGCCAUACGCUCGACCAAUUCAACCACUUCCUUGGGAAGAAUGGACUGUUUGUUCCGCAUGGCCAAUGCUCACACGUCCGGCUAGGAGGCCACGUGCAGACUGGUGGGUACGGGCAACUGGCCCGCAGCUUCGGUCUGUUUGGCGACCACGUACGUACCCUUGAGAUUAUUGACUCGGAAGGCAACGACGUCGAAGUCACGAAGGGCAGCGAUCCGGACCUCUUCUGGGCAAUCCUCGGUGGCAGUCCUGGAAACUUUGGUGUUCUGACUCAUAUAACGCUUGAGGUCCAUCGCAAUGAGGACUAUGAUGGUGCCAUUGGCUUGAAGGCACUGUUUUUGUACGACAAGCAGCAAUUGGUGCGCCUCGUAGGCAAGGUCGCGGAGAUGGCAGAGGAUCCCGAGUGGCCACGCAACUACGACCUUUGCGUAAGCGUGCUCAGCAGCAGCUUUCCACUCGGCCAGCUCAUGUGGCCAGGCCUAGAUGAGUCGAUCAAGCAUCGCGUUCCGAGCGUGUAUGGCGACGACAAGGUCCUCGGAUGGCCCAAGACCAUCAUCGUCUAUGCACAGUGGGUUCCAAUGACUAAGGGCGAGAAAGCAGACGACAAAGUCAUGCAGUGGUUCCAAAACCUCAAGAAGGGAUCUAACCUCAUCCUCAGUGACGGCAUCAUGAAAAAGCCCAUGUCAGAGCUGACACGUAAGUGGCUCUUCAUGAAUGUACGCGAGUUCCCGCUUCCGUACGUAAAGCGUACGUAUCUCACGAAUUCGACCACUCUGACAAAAGACCAUUGGCCUGAGUGGGUUUCCGACCGCAUUGACGAGGUCGUGGGGACUUGGGACAAUAAGCUCUGGUUGAGCUGCCAGAUCCAGUGCUUUGGUGGCAAAUAUAGCAUGUUCACACGCAAUGCCGACAACGGAACGGCAUACAGCUGGCGCAAAGACACCACGGUAGUCCAGACACUCGACUGCUUUCACUGGAGCGUGAAACGCGAUGCAGCCUUGGACUGGCAGAAGCAGAAUGACCAGACAGGUAUCGGAAGGGCCGGAAUCUUUAGCAAGGAGGAUCGUAGGGUGCUGUGGGGGAGCUAUGGCGACUUUGAUUUGGACAAGGUGUGGAAAUCGUACUACGAGGAUGAGGCAAAGUACAGGAAGCUAGGCGAGAUCAGGGCGCGCGUGGAUCCGGACGGGAUCUUUACGCCGAACACGUUUGCCGUGAAGAGGGCGAGCACGACUUAG
Messenger RNA from Cyphellophora europaea CBS 101466, 1479 nucleotides. RefSeq lists its product as uncharacterized. Lineage: Eukaryota; Fungi; Ascomycota; Eurotiomycetes; Chaetothyriales; Cyphellophoraceae. The record is from RefSeq and is a predicted model, not a curated record. Bases 1 to 1479 code for a protein of 492 amino acids. Gene Ontology annotation, molecular function: FAD binding. The transcript has a single exon.